Molecule: messenger RNA, 571 nt
Organism: Vespula pensylvanica (western yellowjacket)
Lineage: Eukaryota; Metazoa; Arthropoda; Insecta; Hymenoptera; Vespidae
Gene: RpL32
Product: 60S ribosomal protein L32
Exons: 4
Coding region: 129-533 (134 amino acids)
Biological process (GO): translation
Cellular component (GO): cytosolic large ribosomal subunit; ribosome
Molecular function (GO): structural constituent of ribosome
Source: RefSeq, a predicted model, not a curated record
CCUGUAUUCUUUAGAGAGCAUGUUUCUCAUCUUUCUUAGGUUAUAUCCAAAGAUUUGGAAGCAGGGAACAAACAUAACCUUUUCUUUUUACGACGUGUGAGCGGACGUAAUAUAUAAAGGAAGUCAACAUGUCUAUCAGACCGAUUUAUAGGCCAACGAUCGUCAAAAAAAGGACGAAAAAGUUUAUUAGGCAUCAAAGUGAUCGAUAUGACAAAUUGAAGCGUAACUGGCGUAAACCUAAGGGUAUUGAUAACAGAGUUCGUAGGCGUUUCAAGGGCCAAUAUUUAAUGCCCAAUAUUGGUUACGGAAGCAACAAGAAAACCCGUCAUAUGCUUCCUACAGGUUUCCGUAAAGUACUUGUACAUAAUGUCAAGGAGUUGGAGGUAUUGAUGAUGCAAAAUCGUAAAUUUUGCGCCGAAAUCGCCCAUGCUGUUAGCAGUAAAAAACGCAAGGCUAUCGUCGAACGUGCUCAGCAACUUUCGAUUCGCGUCACGAAUGCCAACGCACGCCUGCGUUCUGAGGAAAAUGAAUAAAUAUUUUUAACUCUUAAUAAAAUAAGAUCUUUUCGCUA